AAGCCUGCAGAGAGAGAGAGAGAGAGAGAGAGAGAGAGAGAGAUAUGGACAAGUGAAGGAUGAGAAGUGGGGAUAUUGGUGGUUAUAAAGAGCUUGUUGCAUAGCUCAAACCACCUCCUCUUCCCCUACCUUCCUCCCUCUCCUGCCAUUUCUUCAGCUUUCAUUGUCUGUCUCUGUGUUAGAGAGAGAGAGAGGGUGAUAAUGGGAAAUUGUCAAGCAAUUGAUGCAGCAACUUUGGUUAUACAACAUCCAAGUGGGAAAGAAGAGAAAUUUUAUUGGUCUGUGAGUGCAAGUGAGAUCAUGAAGACUAAUCCUGGCCACUAUGUUGCUCUGCUCAUCUCCACCACCUUGUGCCCCUCCAAUCCCAACAACAAUGGCGAUAAAAAAGACAAGAAUUUGAACCAGAAAGACAACAACAACAACAACAACAGCACUUCAGUUCGCUUGACACGCAUAAAGCUUCUCAGGCCAACUGAUACUCUUGUUCUUGGCCAAGUUUACAGGCUCAUCACCACUCAAGAGGUGAUGAAGGGUUUGUGGGCAAAGAAGCAAGCAAAGGUGAAGAGAAGCCACUCAAACCAGGUGGAAGCAGAGCAGCCACAGGAGAGGGUGAGAGAGAAGCCAGUACUGACAGCAGCCAGAAGAUCUGAGGCUUCUGAGCUGGAGAAGGACAACCAGGUGGCUAAACAUGAGAGAGGGCACCGACCAAGAACAGCAGCAACAUCAUCAACUCAUCAGUCUGCCAGUACUGCCAGGUCAAGAACAUGGCAGCCCUCAUUACACAGCAUCUCAGAGGCCACAGGCUGAUAUCCCAUGUUUCCUAAUCUUCCCACAUGAUGCGUAAGCAACAGUGGAGCAAUAUGGAUCAAUUGGUGCUCCAUCUGCAGAAGAUCAAAGCCCUACUCCUGCAUGACUUGUUAAAAAGUACUUUUGAGUUGAAACUUCAAUAGGGUUCAUUUAAGGGGGCAGGUAGAAAACUAAAUGAGCAUAGACUUUCUUUUUUACUUUUUCUUGAGGUGGAGAUCUGAGUAAGUUGUGUAUAGAAUAGAAAAGGGUGAAAUCUCUAGAAUCAAUGUAAUGAAGAGCUCUUGUUUAAUGGAAGUUCUAGUUCAAGAAGAAAACAUCUGUUUCUGAAC
Prunus persica (peach) is the source of this 1136-nucleotide messenger RNA. RefSeq lists its product as uncharacterized. NCBI's taxonomy places the organism in Eukaryota, Viridiplantae, Streptophyta, Magnoliopsida, Rosales, Rosaceae. The record is from RefSeq and is a predicted model, not a curated record. The coding region runs from base 202 to 807 and encodes 201 amino acids. The transcript is spliced from 3 exons.